AUGCUAAUCCUCUUCCUUUUGAGAACUCAUUCGUGUAAUUUUCAAAACUUCGAAAGCUUUUUAGGAGCCGGAGAAUGUGGAAAGUCGACAGUUCUGAAACAAAUGAGGCUUCUCACUUCGAAGACGUACACGGCAGACGAGCUGGAAGCGCAGGCCAAGCUGGUCUUUACCAACAUUGUCAUUGAAAUGGAUCAUAUCGUCAAAGCAAUGCCAUCUGCACAUUUCAAUUUCACGGAUCCCAUGAGAGAGCACGACGUUCACAUGCUGACCCUCUACAUCAAGGACAUGCAGCACAAGUCCUUCCAUGCAGAUGCUGCAGAACACGUGGCAAAACUUUGGAAGGAUCCAGUCAUCAAGAGACUCUACGCUGAACGACGCGAGCGCAAUAUCAGAGAUAUUGGAGACAACACUGAAUACUUCUUCGAGAAUCUCGACAGAAUUGCCAAGCCAGACUACAGUCCAAACUCUAUGGACACACUUCUCUUGCGAACGAAAACCACCGGAAUUGUGGAGGUUCAAUUCGAGAUCAAGAAGGUCAAGUUCAGAGUGUUCGAUGUGGGAGGUCAGCGAUCGGAGCGAAAAAAGUGGAUUCACUGCUUCGAAGACGUCAACGCCAUCAUUUUCAUCGCGGCACUCUCCGAGUAUAAUGAAGUGCUUUUUGAAGAUGAGACUACGAACCGAAUGAUCGAGUCGAUGCGCCUUUUCGAAUCAAUCUGCAACUCGAGAUGGUUCCAUAACACCAACAUUAUUCUUUUCUUGAAUAAGAAGGAUUUGUUUGAAGAUAAAAUUAAGAAGGAAAAUAUUACAAAGGCAUUCCCAGAGUACCGAGGUGCCCAAAAUUACGAAGAAACCGUGGCGUUCAUCAAACAAAAGUUCGAAGCGCUCUCCAACAAUCCGAAGAAGACGUUCUACGUUCACGAGACGUGUGCAACAGACACAAACCAAGUGCAGAAGAUUUUGGACUCGGUCAUCUCUAUGAUUAUCCAGAGCAAUUUGCACAAAUCCGGACUCUACUAG
Caenorhabditis briggsae is the source of this 1017-nucleotide messenger RNA. It is a transcript of the gene Cbr-gpa-2, whose product is annotated as Protein CBR-GPA-2. The record is from RefSeq and is a predicted model, not a curated record. The transcript is spliced from 7 exons. Gene Ontology annotation, molecular function: G-protein beta/gamma-subunit complex binding; G protein-coupled receptor binding; GTPase activity. The coding region runs from base 1 to 1017 and encodes 338 amino acids. Gene Ontology annotation, biological process: adenylate cyclase-modulating G protein-coupled receptor signaling pathway. Lineage: Eukaryota; Metazoa; Nematoda; Chromadorea; Rhabditida; Rhabditidae. Gene Ontology annotation, cellular component: heterotrimeric G-protein complex.